Molecule: messenger RNA, 1915 nt
Organism: Erinaceus europaeus (western European hedgehog)
Lineage: Eukaryota; Metazoa; Chordata; Mammalia; Eulipotyphla; Erinaceidae
Gene: TRNAU1AP
Product: tRNA selenocysteine 1 associated protein 1
Exons: 8
Coding region: 404-1291 (295 amino acids)
Biological process (GO): selenocysteine incorporation
Cellular component (GO): nucleus
Molecular function (GO): tRNA binding
Source: RefSeq, a predicted model, not a curated record
GGUCUGAAAGGAGGACUCUUAGAAAUUCGAGGGCGGACGGAUCUAAAUGUCAAAAGGGUGGAAGUGAAAGGGUGGUUCUUCUGAGUGACACAGAAGCGGGUCCCUGAUUGUCGGUGAAAUGACUGAGGCUCCGGGGCCCGUCUGGGCGGCUGGGAAGGGGCGGGGGCUCCGUGGAGGGCAGAGGGUGAGGAGCCGCGAGGGGCGGAGGAGCCUGUAGCUGUAGCGCUGGGGGGGUUGGUUCUCACACCCAAGAUGGGGACUAAAGGAGCAAGGCUGCUGUGAAGGAAAGGAGGCGAAGGAGAGGGACCGCGGAGUCUUCCGAUCUCUCUGCCGCCGGCUCCCGGCCCUGCAGCCGCCCGCACCGUGCAGCCAACUCUGGACUCGGCUGGGGCUGGGGUCCGGAAUGAGGUGCCGGGAUGCCGACCUGAGUCGCUCUGCUUUUUCCUUUACGCAGCUGGAGCCCUACAUGGAUGAGAACUUUAUCUCCAGAGCCUUUGCCACCAUGGGGGAAACCGUGAUGAGCGUGAAAAUUAUUCGGAACCGCCUCACUGGGAUCCCAGCCGGCUACUGUUUUGUAGAAUUUGCAGAUUUGGCCACUGCUGAGAAGUGUUUGCAUAAAAUUAAUGGGAAACCCCUUCCAGGAGCCACACCUGCAAAACGUUUUAAACUGAACUAUGCUACUUAUGGAAAACAACCCGAUAACAGCCCUGAGUAUUCCCUCUUUGUGGGAGACCUGACCCCAGAUGUGGAUGAUGGCAUGUUGUAUGAAUUCUUCGUCAAAGUCUACCCAUCCUGUCGGGGAGGCAAGGUGGUUUUGGACCAGACAGGCGUGUCUAAGGGUUAUGGUUUUGUAAAAUUCACAGAUGAACUGGAACAGAAGAGAGCCCUGACAGAGUGCCAGGGAGCAGUGGGACUGGGGUCAAAGCCAGUGCGGCUGAGUGUGGCAAUCCCUAAAGCGAGUCGUGUGAAGCCAGUGGAAUAUAGUCAGAUGUACAGUUACAGCUACAAUCAGUAUUACCAGCAGUAUCAAAACUACUAUGCCCAGUGGGGCUAUGACCAGAACACCGGCAGCUACAGCUACAGCUAUCCCCAGUAUGGUUAUACACAGAGCACCAUGCAGACAUAUGAAGAAGUCGGAGAUGAUGCACUGGAAGACCCCACACCUCAACUGGAUGUAGUGGAAGCCAACAAAGAGUUCAUGGAGCAGAGUGAGGAGCUAUAUGAUGCAUUAAUGGACUGUCACUGGCAGCCUCUGGACACAGUAUCUUCAGAGAUCCCUGCCAUGAUGUAGCCAAGGCAAAGGACAAGCCAGCAUGGACUGCGCAGUGGAAAUGAGACUUUAUCAUUAUUUUUACAAUAGUUUUCACCUUUUUCUGAGAGACUUUUGUUGAUGAUAUUCCUGCUUUCAUCUGAUAGUGAAUUUGAAAACUAAGGACGGAGGAAAAUAGUUCAGCGUAGUAGAGUAUCCCCAAAGUCCCCCCAGUUUUGUCACCAGCACGUAUAUUUUACGCCUACCUGGACUGCAUACCUUUCUUCUUAUAAUUUCAGAGCUAGAGGAAGGAGAGACACCAUAGCACCACCAUGCCUCUUGGGGUGCCAGGCCUUGUGCACGGCUGAAUGCAUACCUUGUCAGGUAUCUCUCCAGCACCAUUAUUAUUUUAACAUUUUCUUUAUUUUUAUUAUUGGAUAGAGAAAAGGAAAUUGAGAGAGGAGGAAGAGAUAGAAAGGAAGAGACAGAGACACCUGCAGCCCUGCUUCAACAUUCAUGAAGCUGCCCCCUGCAGGUGGGGACCAGGGGCUUGAACUCCAGCACCAUUAUUCAUGUGAAAAUUUACAUAAACCCCAAGAAUAAUUUUGUUGUUGAACAUGUUCGCCUUCUAAGUGAAUAGGAUUGAUUAAAUGCAGGAGACAAGUA